UACUAAAACAAAAUGAAGAAACAGAAAGUCUACAUGAACUAUUACCAAAAUUCUGGAACAUUGAAGAGAUUCCAAACAAAACAUGCCUUACUAAUACAGAAAAGGCCUGUGAACAACAUUUUGUAUCCAAUACCACUCGAUUGUCAAGUGGAAGGUUUUGUGUUCAACUUCCACUCAUUGAUACACCAGAUUGUUUAGGUGAUUCUUAUUCCAUGGCUAAGCAGCGAUUUCUAAAUUUAGAAAAGCGUUUUAGGAGAAAUCCGCAGAUCAAAGAACAAUACGUCGAAUUUAUUCGCGAAUAUGCUGCGCUUGGUCAUUUAGAAGUUCUUCCUAUAACUAAACCACCUGAACUAUCCUAUUUUUUGUGUCAUCAUGCUGUAUUCAAAGAGACAAGCGAGUCGACGAAAAUUAGAGUCGUCUAUGACGGAUCUGCCCCUACCCCUUCAGGCUACGCACUCAAUGACAUUCUGAUGGUGGGGCCAAAUAUCCAGGAUUCACUCUUUGCAAUUCUAAUUCGAGCCAGACAAUAUAAAUUUUUACUAACAGCUGACAUCGAAAAAAUGUAUCGGCAAAUUGCAUUACAUGACGAUAAUCAAAAUCUCCAAUUAAUUUUAUGGCGAGAACAUGAAUCGGAACCAAUUAAAAUAUUGCGUCUAAAAACCGUAACGUACGGUCUAGCAAGUUCAAGUUUCUUAAGCACACGUUGUCUUUGGCAAUUAGGACACGAGUGUACAGACAAAUCAAUCGAAACAAUAAUUAAAAAUGAUUUCUAUGUCGAUGAUCUCAUUACCGGAGCUAACACCGAGGAUGAACUGACACACAUUCAAAAUUCGGUAUCCAAUACUCUUAAGUCUGGAUGCUUCAACCUUCGGAAAUAUCGAUCCAAUUCUAAAUCAAUUUUGAAUGCCAUAAAUCCAGAAGAAAAAUUAAGCAUUAGCUCCUCCACUUCCACUUUAGGACUUGGGUGGACUCCGGGGAAUGACAAACUUCAGAUAUCAUUCCAGAUCCCUGACAAAUCAUCAAAGGUAACCAAACGUUUAAUCUUGUCAUUUACAUUCAAAAUUUUUGAUCCAUUGGGUUUGAUAAGUCCAUGUGUCAUUUUACCUAAAAUGCUAUUGCAGUCUCUAUGGCUUCAAAAAAUUGAUUGGGACGAUCCCGUACCCAGAGACAUACAACAUGCUUGGGAUGAAUUUUCCAAUACAUUGCCAAGUCUUGCAAAUUUCGAAGUUCCUCGAAACGUACUUUGUGACAAUCCUACAACAAUAGAACUUCAUUCAUUCAGCGAUGCUUCACAAGGUGCGUACGGGACUUGCAUUUACAUACGAUCCAUCAACAAUGAAGGUAUCAGCGUAAGAUUAUUAUGCUCUAAAUCUAAAGUAUCUCCAAUGAAACCAACUACAAUACCUCGUUUAGAGCUCUGUGGAGCUCUCCUGGCGGCUAAAUUAUCCAAAACCGUCGUUGAAUCUCUUCGAUGCUCGGUUUCGCGUCAGGUGCACUGGUGUGACUCCACAGUGGUUCUUGGAUGGCUUAAUACUAACUGUCGAAAAUUAAAAACAUUUGUGGCGAAUAGGGUCGUGGAGAUAUCCGAAACAACAGAUAUAUCUUCAUGGCGCUACGUGCCCACUGCACUUAAUCCUGCAGACUAUAUUUCUAGGGGCGUUACUCCUAUGGAUAUAGUAUCUAGGCAGAUGUGGUGGCAUGGUCCCGAGUUCUUACAAAACCCAGAAUCAAAAUGGCCUGUUCUUCCAUCGCAACGCGUUGAGGAGAACUUACCAGAAACUAAAAGCCUUUCAGCUGCGAUAGUAGACAUUCCAGAUUCUAUUAUAGAAUUUGAACGUUACUCAAAAUUAUCAAAAUUACAGAGAACUUUUGCAUACAUAAAACGGUUUAUUCAUAAUCUACGACACAAAACAAACAAACUCACAGGCAGUUUAUCCUUAGAAGAAUUAAAUGAUGCAUUUUCAAAUCUUUGUGCCAUAGCUCAAGAACAAUCUUUUCCAAAGGAAUUUAAAUUAUUAGCAAGUGGAAAGCCAAUUAGCAAUAAUUCUAAUAUUAUAUCAUUGACACCUUUCUUUGAUAAGGAUGCUAAAUUAAUACGAGUUGGUGGCAGAAUUAACAAUUCUAACUAUGAUUUCAACAAAAAACAUCCUAUUUUGCUACACUCAAGUCAUCAUCUUACUAAAUUAAUUUUCGAACAAUACCACCUUCGUCAUAUGCAUGCUGGACCACAGCUAUUGCUUGCAUCUAUCCGUGAAUCAUUAUGGCCAGUUAACGGCAGACGCCUUGCUAGAAACACAUUUCAUAACUGCGUAACAUGCAAGCGCCAUCAAGGGAAAGCAAUCUAUCCCAUAAUGGGUAACUUACCCAUCCAAAGAAUUACACCUGACUUUCCAUUCAAAACUGUGGGAAUAGACUUUGCUGGUCCAUUCUAUAUCUCUAACAAGAAGGGUCGUGGGUCCAGAGUCAUUAAGGCAUAUUUGUGUUUAUUUGUAUGCCUAAGAUUCAAAUGUUUACAUUUAGAAGCUGUCAGUGACCUAACCAAAGAAGGUUUUUUACAAGCGCUACGCCGAUUUUCGUCUAGACGUGGAAAACCUGCGGAAAUUUUUUGCGAUAACGCGGGAAAUUUUGUCGCGGCAGCUAAGGAAAUAGGCAACUUUUUAAAGGCCAAUAAACAAACUAUCAUUGACUCUGCAACUGAAGAACAAAUUAAAUUCGUAUUCUCACCCACGUAUAGUCCCCACUUUGGUGGCAUUUUUGAGGCUGGUGUCAAAUCCGCUAAAUACCACAUCCGUCGCGUCAUGGGUAACACCCAUCUAAAUUUUGAAGAAUUAGGAACAUUAUUCACUCAAGUCGAGGCUAUUUUAAAUAGUAGACCUUUAUGUCCCCUGACAUCCAAUCCUACCGACUACCUCUCCUUAACUCCGGGGCACUUUCUGAUAGGGCGUCCACUUACUUCGUUGCCAUCACCUUCGCUACAAGAUUACAAUCCAAAUCGCCUUCGACGCUAUGAAAGACUCGAACAAAUUCGCCAGCACUUUUGGCAGCGAUGGCAAAAGGAAUACAUCGCAGAACUUCAGCAGCGAUCAAAAUGGAGAACGAAUUCAGCAAAACUAAAAGAAGGAGAUCUAGUACUUCUAAUAGAGGACAACUUACCUCCACUAUGCUGGAAGCUUGGAAGAGUUUCCCGAUUAUUUCCCGGAUCAGAUGGAGUAUCACGCGUCGCUGAAGUAACUACAUCCAAAGGCACCUUCAGAAGACCAUACGUAAAACUUUGCCCACUACUUACCUGUGAAGAUCCAGAAAGUUGAAAGCUGCACUUUCCACGGAGGGGAGGAUGUUAAAGCGCCUACAGCUUUUUCUCGGCAAAUGCACUUUGUUGCGAAUAGUUUUAAUAAUGUUGACAAAGACCAUAAAUAAUUGUUUAUCCUAAGAGUAUUUUUGUAUUGUAUAUAUUUUAAAUAGAAAUUAAUUAACUACAUAACUAACAUAUAUUUCAUGUAUUAAACUCAAAUCUUACUUAUCUAAAAUCAUAAAUUCGUUAUCUGUUUGAAAUGUCAGUUCAUAUAACAUAUUUUCUUUAACAACCCUCAAUUUUAUAUAUUUCUAGAUUGUCAUUUUUACGUUUUUAUAAUUUUUUUUUGUUCUCUUCUCUUUGUUAAAACCAAAACGGUCUGCGCGCCAAUAAAUUCAUUUUUAGAAGAAAUAUCUUUAAUUUAUCAUCCAC
Maniola jurtina (meadow brown) is the source of this 3724-nucleotide messenger RNA. RefSeq lists its product as uncharacterized. The record is from RefSeq and is a predicted model, not a curated record. Bases 213 to 3308 code for a protein of 1031 amino acids. Gene Ontology annotation, biological process: DNA integration. Gene Ontology annotation, molecular function: nucleic acid binding. The transcript has a single exon. NCBI's taxonomy places the organism in Eukaryota, Metazoa, Arthropoda, Insecta, Lepidoptera, Nymphalidae.